Messenger RNA from Phaeoacremonium minimum UCRPA7, 885 nucleotides. Its product is annotated as putative prenyl protease protein. Gene Ontology annotation, cellular component: endoplasmic reticulum membrane. The coding region runs from base 1 to 885 and encodes 294 amino acids. Gene Ontology annotation, molecular function: metalloendopeptidase activity. Gene Ontology annotation, biological process: CAAX-box protein processing. Lineage: Eukaryota; Fungi; Ascomycota; Sordariomycetes; Togniniales; Togniniaceae. The transcript is spliced from 3 exons. The record is from RefSeq and is a predicted model, not a curated record.
AUGGCGGUGUCACUCCUGAUCCUGUACACUCUCAUCUAUGUGGUGCCCUUCUAUCUGUCCUCGCGCACACGGCCCUCGCCGACUCUCUCGCGCGAUGCACCGUCUGUCAUCCGUGCGAGAAUCACGUCAGUGUCCUUGACCUGCUUCGUCUGCUCCGUGACCACCCUCUGGGUCCUCUGCCGGGUCGCCAAGGCUACGGCCCAUGAUGCCGCCCACACCUUGGGCUACUGGCCAGUUGGCCUGACCGAGACGGCCAGCUCUUUACUGUUGACGGCCGUGUUGUUCCUCGGGCCCCUCUUCGAGUACCUCAUCGUCGAGGCCGGCUGGAGGGAGUGGUCAACCCUCGCGCCCGUGAAAGAGCUCUUCAAUGAGUGGACCACGUGGCGGAAUAUCGUAGCGGGUCCCGUGACCGAGGAAGUGCUCUUCAGGUCUGCCGCGGUUCCGCUGAUGCUUAUUGCGAGGACCUCCGUGACCCGGACCAUCUUUAUGUCACCGCUGAUAUUCGGGCUCGCGCACGUCCACCACUUCUACGAGUUCCGCAUUACGAAUCCGCGGGUCCCCAUCGCGGCCGCCAUUCUCCGGUCCGUCUUCCAGCUGGCCUACACCACCCUGUUCGGAUCCUACGCCACCUUCCUUUACCUCCGCACCGGCAGCCUGCUCGCCAUUUGUCUUGUGCACGCCUUUUGUAACUGCAUGGGUCUACCCCGUGUCUGGGGGCGUGUCCAGCCGAUUUCGGGCUACUCGCAGGAGGCAUCAACUGAGCAGAAGGGGAAUGUUCUUUGGACUGCGGCUUACUACGUUCUUCUGGUGACUGGCGCGGCUCUAUGGUAUAGGAACCUCUGGGUGUUGACAGAAAGCUCGAAUGCCUUAGUGGCUGUACGAUAA